AUGGACAAGAUCAAGGAGCGCAUGACUGCCCUCCGCGUGGAGGCUGACGAGGCCCACGAUCAGGUCGAGGAAUUGAACAAGAAGGUCAAGACUUUGGAGCAGGAGAACCUCGCCAAGGAGCAGGAGAUCACAUCGCUCAACCACCGCAACCAACUGCUCGAGGAGGAGGUAGAGAAGCUUGAGGCCUCUGUCAAGGACGCCAAGGACGCCGCCAACCAGAGCGCCCAGCACGAUACCCAAAACGAGGCCCUCCAGCGGCGGGUGCAGCUCCUCGAGGAGGAGGCCGAGGAGAACGACAAGACUCUGCGGGAGACAAACGAGAAGCUUCGCCAAACCGACGUCAAGGCUGGCCACUACGAGCGCAAGGUGCAGGCACUGGAGACAGAGCGCGAUCAGUGGGAGUCCAAGUACGAGGAGAUGGCCAAGAAGCACGCCGAGUUGCAGAAGGACCUGCACGACCUCGAGGUCUCCAUCAGCAACGUUUAA
This is a messenger RNA of Penicillium cinerascens, 486 nucleotides long. Its product is annotated as tropomyosin. The record is from RefSeq and is a predicted model, not a curated record. Gene Ontology annotation, cellular component: actomyosin contractile ring; actin filament. Lineage: Eukaryota; Fungi; Ascomycota; Eurotiomycetes; Eurotiales; Aspergillaceae. Gene Ontology annotation, biological process: actin filament organization; mitotic cytokinesis. The coding region runs from base 1 to 486 and encodes 161 amino acids. Gene Ontology annotation, molecular function: actin filament binding. The transcript has 3 exons.